UCUCUUUCCUCUCUCCCUCACCAAACGCUGGCCCAGUCGCUGGCCCUUUAUACCCGCUCAGAAUUUUUCCCUUUUUCUUACGCAGGUGUCCACUAGGAUAUAUAGCCGCGAGGGUCGACCCGACCUUACAUUAGUCCAAACAACUCAUACCCCCUACUACCGUACCAUAAUGGCACCGACAUGUCCAUCCUCGAACACGCAAUCUGUCGAUCAGAGCAGCUUUUGGAGCUCAGGGAACACAAACUGGGAUGCCCAUAGGAUUGGUUGGGCAGUUGCAGGCGGCUGCGCGGCGGUGACGCUGAUCAUUUCCUGUGUGUCUAUUUUGCAACACUGUCGCAACUACAAUAAACCGAGCGAACAGCGCCAAGUCCUACGGGUGUUAUACAUGCCUCUGGUUUACGCAAUCAUCUCGUUCUUUUCCUAUCGGUACUUCCGCAGUUAUACAUAUUACAGCCUCGUGGAGUCAGCAUACGAGGCAGUUACCCUUAGUGCUUUCCUGCUGUUGUUGAUCGAGUAUGUCGCGGACACAGCAUCGGGCCGUGACGCAUUGAAGGCUAUGGAACGCAAAGACAAACGGCCAUUGCCAUUCCCAUUCUGUUGUUGGAGAUUCCGUCCGACAAAGCCCUAUUUCAUGUACACAGUCAAGUGGUCCGUUCUGCAAUAUGUGAUAAUACGUCCAGCAUGUUCUAUUGCUGGCAUAAUUUGCGAAGCAUUCAAUGUCCUCUGCGAGUCGGCGGGGUACAGCAUCUACUACGCGAAUGUCUACUUGGAAGUGAUCGACUUCAUCAGCAUAAGCGUCGCCCUUUACGGCCUGAUCCUCUUCUAUGCGCUUACCAAGGACGAGCUCGCUGGUCGACGGCCCCUCUCAAAGUUUUUAGCAAUCAAGCUGAUCGUGAUGUUCACGUUCUACCAAUCAUUUGUUAUUAGCUGGCUCGAAGGAAGCGUGAUUAAGGCAACUGAGUAUUGGACCGAGACGAACAUUGCCGAUGGUCUAAAUGCACUGGCAAUAUGCAUUGAGAUGGUCUUCUUUUCCGCAUUCAUGAUGUGGGCGUACACUGCCAACGAGUACAAGAUCGAGGGUGCGCCAAAGACCAGAAUAUGGCGACCUUUAUGGGAUAGUAUCAACUAUAAGGACUUCGCCGUUGAAAUCGUAGGCUCUCUCAAGUUCUUCGUCGACUACAUCCGUGGGAAGCCUUCGACACACUCGGGGCGCCGCGCUGAUGCCGAGUUCGUGAACAACCACAACAAAAGGAUGGACUUCGGUCAGGCGUUCGGUGUGGAGGGUAGCACUUACCCACGGCAACCUAGGAAGUCGACCGCGGGCGGAGGCGGAGACGGUGAGUCUCGCGCUAUCCGUCCUCGAUCGAGCUACGACGAAGAGGUUGGUGUGUGAGUUGUGGAUGUUUCCUUACCCCUCAUGGACUUGGCUACUAGGUCAUCGAUGGAGAGCUGUAGGUGUAGUAUACAGUCCAAGGGCGAGCGUUUCUUCUUGUUGCAUGACGUUUUUGGAAUUUCUCCAUGUGGCCAUACUCAUACCACACUCGGGCACUGCAAUAUUGUUGCCCAUGUGUAAUUUUUU
Pisolithus orientalis is the source of this 1579-nucleotide messenger RNA. Its product is annotated as organic solute transporter Ostalpha-domain-containing protein. Gene Ontology annotation, molecular function: transporter activity. Gene Ontology annotation, biological process: transport. The record is from RefSeq and is a predicted model, not a curated record. Lineage: Eukaryota; Fungi; Basidiomycota; Agaricomycetes; Boletales; Pisolithaceae. The transcript is spliced from 18 exons. The coding region runs from base 170 to 1393 and encodes 407 amino acids.